Messenger RNA from Mycetomoellerius zeteki, 2256 nucleotides. RefSeq lists its product as uncharacterized. The transcript is spliced from 3 exons. The coding region runs from base 1 to 2256 and encodes 751 amino acids. The record is from RefSeq and is a predicted model, not a curated record. Lineage: Eukaryota; Metazoa; Arthropoda; Insecta; Hymenoptera; Formicidae.
AUGGGAAAACAAUCCCAUGAACAUACGACAGGUCAAAGCAGUCAAGAAGAAUAUUCUGGCAGUAGUGCCAGUACAUCUUCUGAAACUGUAACUAAUGCAGAUUUUGAAAUUAAAAAACUUUCGGAAUCUGACAUAAAUAAGGUAGAAAAUACAGAUGAGGACGAAGACAUGAAAGAGCUGGAAGUGCAAGAAGUACCAGGGCCUGACGUUGAAACUGAAAAAUACACUAAGGCCAAUGAUAUCGGUCUUUGGACAGCAUUAAAUACUGAUGACAUCGCAGAUUUAAUUCAAGAAGCUAAUGGAGAAAAAUAUUAUAGAGAAUGGCUAACAUAUUCGCCAACCACUGGUCGAGUUUAUUGUUUCUAUUGCAAGAUCUUUUCAUCGUCAUCUGUAAAGUUAGCUAAUGAUGGUUUUAACGAUUGGAGAAAUCCAGCUGUAAUUCGACAACAUGAAAACUCAGAAGAUCAUAGAUGUGCUUUACUUAUAUAUUUGACGCGACGGCGAGGACUGAGCUUAAAUACACACCUUGAUAAGCAAAUAGAGAUUGAAAGAAAAUAUUGGAGACAAGUAGCUGAACGCUUGAUCGCAGUUAUUUCCACAUUGGCGGAACGUGGAUUAGCGUUCAGAGGCGAUAUUGAACGUUUUGGAGCAUUACAUAAUGGAAACUAUCUUGGUCUACUGGAACUUAUUGCAAAAUUCGAUCCUUUUCUUGCAAACCAUAUAGAACAGUAUGGCAACAAGGGUACUGGAAAAUCUUCAUAUUUGUCUAAAACAAUAUGUAACGAACUCAUUCAUCUGAUGGCUGAAAAAACGAGAACUUCAAUUUUGAAAGACUUAAAAAAAGCUGGAUAUUUCAGCUUAUCUGUCGACUCAACACCAGAUCUUUCACACGUUGAUCAAUUAGCGGUUAUUGUCAGAUAUGUUUCACCCGACGACGGUUUCCCAAUCGAACGCUUUUUAACGUUCUUGCAAUUAAAUGAUCACAGUGGAAAAAAUAUAGCUAAUGUCGUACUUAAUUAUCUUGAGAAUAAUUGCAAAAUUGACUUUAAUAAGUGCAGAGGACAGUCAUAUGAUAACGCUGCCAAUAUGUCAGGAAUGUAUAAUGGCAUGCAGAAAAUCCUUCUGGACAAAAAUAAAUUUGCUGUAUACUUUCCAUGUGGUGGGCAUUCACUAAAUCUUAUUGGUCGUGCCGCAGUUGAUUGCUGCUUACCCGCGGUAAAUUUCUUUGCUAUUAUACAGCAAGUAUAUACAUUUUUCUCUGUUUCUACAAAACGUUGGACUGUUUUAAAAUCGUGUUUGGUCUCUGACUCAACGGUACCAAAACGACUUUGUGAUACGCGAUGGGAGGCACAUGCAAAGACUGUUUCAGCUAUAUCCGAUGGUUAUGAAUCAAUUAUUGAUGCUCUUCAUUGUUUGUAUACAAACGAGUAUGAAAAAGGUGAUACACGACGAGAAGCUGGUAUUCUUCAGGAAAAAAUGGAGGAAUUAGAGUUUGUAUUCAUGUUAGAAUUUUGGAAUCGUAUAUUAGAUGAGUUUCAUAAAACCAGUAAAGCUCUGCAAGAUUCAAAAAUAUCCCUCAGUACCUGUGCAAAGCUCUAUUCAUCGCUAUUACAGUUUUUAAAGAAAAACCGAGACAGUUUCGAUGAAUUUGAAGCUAGAGCUAAAGAACGUUUACCUGAUGUGAAUUACAAAGCUGAAAAUCAACGUCAAAGACGUAGGUACCUAAAUGUACCUAAUGUUGAUGAAGAUCUUUCGGCAAGAGAUAAAUUUCGCAUAAAAGCGUUUAUUGUUAUGAUGGAUACGCUUGAAGCAAACUUACAGAAAAGAGCACUAAUUUACCAAAAUAUUGCAGACAAAUUUUCUUUCUUAGUUGAUUUAGAUGUCCCUGACAGUGAACUUCAGAAUGGCGUGAAGUGUUUAAUGAAAGAUUAUCCUGAAGAUGUAGAUAUCAACCUUAUCGGAAAAGUUAAACAUUUUCAUAUUUACGUGAAGAUGCACCAUGCCGCCAAUAAUCAAAAUUUAAACCACCAGGAUCUAUAUCAAAUAAUCUUUAAAGAUAAACUUAAUUUAGCAUUUCCCAAUGUGGAAGCAACGCUACGGUUGUUUCUAAGUCUUAUGAAAGCGCUGCUAGCGAUGUCAGAGAACGCUAUACGCGGCAGCGGCAUCUUCAACCCGCAUCAGCACGUCGAUUGCGAACUCUUAGCUUUAGUUUUUAAUCCGUAUGAAGGAAACGAUGUAAAAAAAAAAUACGAAUAA